This is a messenger RNA of Tetrapisispora phaffii CBS 4417, 555 nucleotides long. RefSeq names its product Spo16p (gene SPO16). NCBI's taxonomy places the organism in Eukaryota, Fungi, Ascomycota, Saccharomycetes, Saccharomycetales, Saccharomycetaceae. The transcript has a single exon. The record is from RefSeq and is a predicted model, not a curated record. Gene Ontology annotation, biological process: synaptonemal complex assembly; regulation of reciprocal meiotic recombination. Gene Ontology annotation, molecular function: DNA secondary structure binding. Bases 1 to 555 code for a protein of 184 amino acids.
AUGAAUAUCAUAAACGAAAAUUUUAUAUCAACAGAGAGUGUACAUCUGUGUAUUGUUACUAUUGAUUGUUCAAAACUAUUCGAAAAUCAAAACAAUGUAAAUACAAAAACUUUUCAAGAAACGUUAUUAUCUGAGUUGAUUGAAUUAGUAAUUUAUCUGAUCUCCAAAAAUGUUGUUCCAAAGCAAUCGAAAUAUAAACAACUUAUUAGUUUGAAUUUUAAGAAAUUAUUCAUACCGCUAAGUCUUUGGAAUGACAUAUUAUCAAUAGCAUUAGAAAGGGUUAACCUUUCUAAUGCCUAUGAUAUAUUCAUAACCGAAAGUACUACUCAAAAUAAAGAAAAAUAUAUUUCAAAGAAUUCACGUUUGAUGAAUUUUAUUAACUCAAAUAAAACAGAAGCGGAUCUCUUUAAAGAUAUAGAUUAUGAAAAUAUAUUGAAGUUAUCGUUAUUAGAGGCUUUUAAAGAAAAUAAUAUUACUGAAGAUGACGAAAUGAAUCAAAUUUUAGAAGAGUUUCAUAAUUUAGAAGAAAUAAUUUUAUUUCAACAAGAAAACUGA